UAUAAAUAGAGAGGAGGUGGUAGGUUGUCUGAUAACAAGGCAAGUUGUAUUAUUGUUUUGAGGAAACUGAUUGAUGAUGCCUGGAGGAAGUAGGGACCCUCUGGUUGUAGGGCGUGUGAUUGGGGAUGUGUUGGACCCCUUUCAAUGUUCCAUUCCCAUGAGGGUCAGCUACAAUAACAAAGAUGUCACCAAUGGAUGUGAAUUCAAACCUUCACAAGUUUUCAACCAACCGAGAAUAACUAUCGGUGGAGAUGAUCUCAGGAACUUCUAUACCUUGAUCGCAGUUGAUCCCGAUGCACCUAGUCCCAGUGACCCUAAUUUGAGAGAAUACCUCCAUUGGUUGGUGACUGAUAUUCCUGCAACAACGGGACCUAGUUUCGGUCAUGAGGUUGUAACAUAUGAGAGUCCACGACCCAUGAUGGGGAUUCAUCGUAUCGUGUUUGUGUUGUUUCGCCAAUUGGGUAGGGAGACUGUGUAUGCACCAGGAUGGCGCCAGAAUUUCAACACCAGAGAAUUUGCUGAACUUUACAACCUUGGAUUGCCCGUUGCGGCUGUCUAUUUCAACAUUCAGAGGGAAUCUGGUUCUGGUGGAAGGAGAUUAUAUUAACAAAACAGAAAACUUUAUAGUAUACAACAAAAUAAAGUACUAAUUAAACUUCCUUGAGGGUUUCGGAAAUAUUCGCAAUGAUCACCUAGUAAAUGAGUGCCUCUUUAACUUAAAAUCAACAUAGACCAAAUAAAUCAUUUCCUCGGUUGGAUAGCACCAAGAACUCUAUAUAUGUAUCCAUGAAUGGAACCGAAGUAUCCUUCU
Vigna umbellata (rice bean) is the source of this 811-nucleotide messenger RNA. Its product is annotated as protein VERNALIZATION 3-like. NCBI's taxonomy places the organism in Eukaryota, Viridiplantae, Streptophyta, Magnoliopsida, Fabales, Fabaceae. The record is from RefSeq and is a predicted model, not a curated record.